Molecule: messenger RNA, 891 nt
Organism: Cyclopterus lumpus (lumpfish)
Lineage: Eukaryota; Metazoa; Chordata; Actinopteri; Perciformes; Cyclopteridae
Product: neurexophilin-1
Exons: 2
Coding region: 1-891 (296 amino acids)
Molecular function (GO): signaling receptor binding
Source: RefSeq, a predicted model, not a curated record
AUGAGGGGGGGCGCUCCACAGAGAGGCGUGAAGACCACAUGUCUGUGGGCGGCCGCUCUGCUGCUGUCCGUCGUCUCUCUGGUUACCAGUGCUGAUUCACCGAGUCCGGGACAUUCGGACCUGAGAGAGCGCUCAAAAUCCAGAGUGAAGACCUACUGGACGGACAGCAGCAAGGCCGUCUCCAUCAGCCGCCUGCUGUCCCAGACCCUCUACGGCAAAGAGAACUUCACCUCCCUGGACCUGAACUACGACGAGGUGGACUCCUUCUCGAAGCAGCAGCAGUGGAACUGGCUCAACAACGCAUCGAACCCCCGCGACGCUCGAUCCAGGACCAAGCGGAGGCCCAUCGUCAAGACCGGCAAGUUCAAGAAGAUGUUCGGUUGGGGCGACUUCCACUCCAACAUCAAGACGGUGAAGCUCAACCUCCUCAUCACGGGUAAGAUCGUGGAUCACGGGAACGGGACGUUCAGCGUCUACUUCCGCCACAACUCGACCGGUCAGGGCAACGUCUCCGUGGGACUCGUUCCACCGACCAAAGCCGUGGAGUUCCAGGUCCACCAGCAGCAUCAGCAAUACCACCACAACCACAACAACCACCACCAGCAGCAGCAGCAGCAGACGGCUCUGGAGACCAAGGACAACAAGCUGUUCAACUGCCGGGUGGAGUACGAGAAGGUGGAGAAGGGCACCAGGAACUCGCUGUGUGCCCACGACCCCUCGCAGAGCUGCUCGCAGGAGCAGACCCAGAGCCACGUGUCCUGGCUGUGCUCCAAGCCCUUCAAAGUCAUCUGCAUCUUCAUCACCUUCUACAGCACCGACUACAAGCUGGUGCAGAAGGUGUGUCCAGAUUACAACUACCACAGUGACACCCCGUACCUCCCCACGGGGUGA